Molecule: messenger RNA, 1190 nt
Organism: Notodromas monacha
Lineage: Eukaryota; Metazoa; Arthropoda; Ostracoda; Podocopida; Cyprididae
Source: the annotation of a GenBank genome assembly
GCAGUCAUUUUCCGUAGGGGAAUGUGACAAUGGAAGAUGUGCUCGCUUUUGAAGACGAUUUUGUACCAGAACCUAACCCAAGUAUCAGGAGGGCAUAUCGCCCUCCAACAAGGACCUUCAGCGUUUACUCGGAAUCUGAUGGCCCCAAUGAACUCGGGGACACCGGGGUCAGUUCUCUUCCAGACCAUCCUUGUGACUUCGACUGGAGUCCGACGCAUCAAGUAUCAAACUCAAGCUUUGUUCAGGAAGACAUCUCGUACCAAAAGAAGAAAGAGAUCCUUUGGAAAUGGCAGAUGAAUUAUCACGAGGCGUCCAUUUUCUUGGAUGAAGGUGCCAACAAUGUCAAGUUCACUUCCCAUCCGCGGAAUCAGGCUGCACUUCCAGCGUAUUUAGUGGUGCACAAUAGGUGGUUCUACACUUUGGAACUCACCUCUGCGUUGUUGCUCCUCAGUUUAGCGAUUGUCGAAAAGCCAGCUUAUGCAUCCUUCCAGGUACCUCUUGGGGUUCAUGCUUCUGUGGAAGCUGUUGGGUUGGUGAUCGUCGGGUUUGAGACCUUCAUGAAGAUCAGAUGGCAAGGAGUGAGGACUUUUGUGUGCCAUAAAAGGUCCAUGAUCAAGGCCUGCAUUCUCAUAAUCAUGACUGUGGAGUCCGUGGUCAUACUCAUACGUCAGUCUUCCCACUUCAGAGUCAUGAGGGCACUCAGACCCAUCUUCCUCAUCGACAACCAUUACUCACGUGGGGUGCGGAGAUUCAUCCGCCAGAUACUCCAGUCUCUGCCACCGAUUCUGGAUAUGCUUGGGCUGUUGUUCUUCUUCAUGGUGAUUUUCAGCAUCCUGGGCUUCUUCCUAUUCAGCGACAAUCCGAGAGACCCUUACUUUCGGACUCUCUUCAGCAGCUUUGUUAGUCUGUUCGUUUUACUUACGACUGCCAAAAUUUCGUUGUAUUCCACCUAUAUUGCACUUAAUACUGGACCCGUGAACAGUGUUGAGCAUCUUCAGCGGAAGCUUAAAAAAGAAAAAGUUAAGAAGAAGAGAAGCGUAGCAUUUUUGAUCGGGUCAACUGGGCGUUUCAGUUUUCCAGAUGUGAUGAUGCCGUCAUAUUCGCAAAGUCGAUGGGCCUCAACGUUCUUCAUAACCUAUUUGGCCAUUGAACUCUACAUCUUGAUGAACUUGGUGUGUUUCCAUUCUUAA